Messenger RNA from Adelges cooleyi (spruce gall adelgid), 918 nucleotides. RefSeq names its product granzyme A-like. The transcript is spliced from 4 exons. The coding region runs from base 1 to 918 and encodes 305 amino acids. Gene Ontology annotation, molecular function: serine-type endopeptidase activity. Lineage: Eukaryota; Metazoa; Arthropoda; Insecta; Hemiptera; Adelgidae. The record is from RefSeq and is a predicted model, not a curated record. Gene Ontology annotation, biological process: proteolysis.
AUGAGACGAAAUUUCCUAGUCGUGUUGUUCACACUGAUCCGGGCGAUAUGGGCCGGACCGGACCUGGCGGACUCCAAGAGGGAGCUGGUCUCCAGCGGCGUGCCGUUCGACCCCGUCGACUAUCCGUUCGUGGUGGGACUGAGGAUCAAGACCAGCCUGUUGUCUACUAGCAUUUGCACCGGUACCCUGGUCACGUCCACGUUCGUGCUGACAGCAGCCCAUUGCACGCACCGUAGAGCGCCGUCCAGCAUCAAAGUAAACGGCAGACGGGGCCGACAAACGCAGGUGCACCAGGGAAGCCCCAGCUCGUCGCUGAACUCCUUCCGGGCGGUCCGCACCAUUUACCAUCACACCCGGUACAACCCCAGAACCAUGGAAGCCGACAUCAGCGUGUUGCAAAUAGUCGGCCCGUUCAAAGACGUGCACCGGUUCGUCACGCUGUCCGGACAUCCGGGCGACUUCGACAACGACACGGAGCUGCGGUGUGACGUGCUAGGGUUCGGGGCCACCGAGAACGGCGAAGCCGGCAGUUUAGGGUACAGGGGCAAAGCUUGGGUUACGUACGGCCCGAAUGCGUGCAUGGCUUCGGAAGGACACAACAUACCGUUGACGUGGCCCGAGUAUCUGUGCUCGAAGCCGGACGUCCAAAUGAUAUGCCCGGGAGACAGCGGGGGCCCGCUGCUCUGCCGCGGGUUCCAGUUCGGCAUCGCCAGCCACGGGUACGACUACACCAACCUGGACGGGCCGGUCGAGUGCGGCAACCCCAACGUCCAGACCCGACACCUGUUCGUCUAUCCCUACAGGGAAUGGAUCCAGACCAUCAUUGCCAGCGGGUGGCCGUGCCACAGCGCCUUUGUGCUGCCCAAAGCGAUAGCGCUGUACGUCGCCGGCCUCGUGUUGCGAUUGUUACAGACGUGA